AUGUUUUUAUUUCAUGUAUAUGCUCAAGAAAAUGUUAACUUAUCUACCUUAGCUGUAAUGAUACUCAAACGUCGAGAAAGAGAGAAGAAAACAACAAAUUUGAGAAAGAAAAUAAACAAAAAAUUACAAGGGAUACUCAGAAAAACUACUUGUUUCUCACGCAUACUUUUUGCUUUGUGUUUGAAAAAAGCUUUGAAAGCUCAAGAAGCAUCAGCAAAUAUUUGA
Messenger RNA from Clunio marinus, 225 nucleotides. The record is from the annotation of a GenBank genome assembly. NCBI's taxonomy places the organism in Eukaryota, Metazoa, Arthropoda, Insecta, Diptera, Chironomidae.